AUGUCUCCUCACGCCGAGAAGACCGUCUCUCGGUUCCAUGCCACCUCCACCGACAAGGCCAUCGCCAUUGAGGAGGAGUACGCUGCUCAUAACUAUCACCCCCUCCCUGUGGUCUUUUCCCGCGCUGAAGGCGUCAACGUCUGGGACCCUGAGGGCAACCACUACUACGAUUUCCUCUCCGCCUACAGCGCUGUCAACCAAGGCCACUGUCACCCCGAGCUCGUCAAGACCCUCACUGAGCAGGCUGGUCGAUUGACGCUCAGCUCUCGAGCAUUCUACAACGAUGUCUUCCCCAAGUGGGCUGAAAAGGUCCGAAGCGUCUUUGGUUACGACAUGGUUCUGCCCAUGUGCACUGGCGCUGAGGCUGUCGAGACUGCUAUUAAGAUCGCCCGCAAGUGGGCGUACAAGGUCAAGGGUGUUCCUCAGGAGAAGGCCUGGAUCUUUGGUGUUUCAGAGAACUUCCACGGUCGAACUAUGACUGCCAUUACCUUGUCAGUAGACCCCGAGUCAAGAGAGAACUACGGCCCCUACGUUCCCAAUGUCGGUGCCAUCAACCCCACCACCGGAAAGGCCAUCCGAUACAACAACAUUGCCGAUCUCGAAGAGGUUCUCGAGGCCCACGGCAAGGAGACCGCUGCUUUCAUCUGCGAGCCCAUUCAGGGUGAGGCUGGUGUCGUUGUUCCCGACGAUGAUUACCUCGCCAAGGUCCAGGCUCUCUGCACCAAGCACAAUGUUUUGUUCAUUUGCGACGAGAUUCAAACUGGCAUUGGCCGAACUGGACGCAUGCUUUGCUCUGAAUGGGCCAACAUCAAGCCUGACCUUGUCACUCUUGGAAAGGCCAUCUCUGGUGGCAUGUACCCUGUGAGCUGCGUUCUCAGCAGCAAGGAGGUCAUGCUGGUUGUUGAGCCUGGCACUCACGGAUCUACCUACGGAGGUAACCCUCUGGGAUCCGCUGUCUCCAUCCGUGCCCUUGAGAUCAUGGAGGAGGAAGAUCUCACUGCCAAGGCUGAUAAGCUGGGUAACAUGUUCCGUGAUGGUCUCAAGGCCCUCAACACCCCCAUUCUCAAGGUGAUCCGAGGAAAGGGUCUCCUCAACGCUGUUGUCAUCGACGAAUCUGCAGCCAACGGCCGAACCGCGUGGGAUCUGUGCUUGCUCCUCAAGAGCAAGGGUCUAUUGGCCAAGCCCACUCACGGCGACAUCAUCCGCUUCGCACCUCCUCUGGUCAUUAGCGAGGAGGACCUCCAAAAGGGUCUCAACAUUAUUGCCAAGGCUAUCGAGGAGCUUCCCACUGUCGAGCCCGCCAAGCACCACUAA
Fusarium pseudograminearum CS3096 is the source of this 1314-nucleotide messenger RNA. RefSeq lists its product as uncharacterized. Gene Ontology annotation, cellular component: cytoplasm. Gene Ontology annotation, molecular function: L-ornithine transaminase activity; identical protein binding; pyridoxal phosphate binding. NCBI's taxonomy places the organism in Eukaryota, Fungi, Ascomycota, Sordariomycetes, Hypocreales, Nectriaceae. The transcript has 2 exons. Bases 1 to 1314 code for a protein of 437 amino acids. The record is from RefSeq and is a predicted model, not a curated record.